AUGCUCUUUAUCGGCACUAUCACACGCCUUAUCGAGGGCGACAGGUACAAACACAGCCACAAGCCCGCGGCCCAUCCUGUCCCCGUUGGCGUCUCCCUGCCACCACGACAUGCCCGUUGCAGCUGCCGCGACGGCAUCCUCUGCUCAGGAGGUUCCACUCAUAGCCGUGACGUCCGCAUUGUGGCCCCAGUGGUUGCGGCGGUGCCCGUCCUGUCCCACCACGACGCGAGGCGGGAGUGGAGGUACGAGCGGCGCGCCAUGAGGGACUUCCACCGGGCUGCGAAGCACGGCUAUGGCUACAGACAGCCCAUCACUGUCCCUUCUGCGACCAUCCAUGGCACCAGGCAACGCAGCUACAGCCCUGGCGACUAUGACGAGGGCUCGUCGGCCUCCCGGGCUCUGCCCGAUCCCCGGGGUGAGCACUGGGAGGAUGACUAUCCUGCAGCCCGAGCUGCCUUCGGGGAAAGCCGUAUUCACAAGGUCCAGCGCCAGGCACCGCCGCCAAGUUACGAGACUGGACUGACAGAGACGAGAUGA
This is a messenger RNA of Diaporthe batatas, 537 nucleotides long. RefSeq lists its product as uncharacterized. NCBI's taxonomy places the organism in Eukaryota, Fungi, Ascomycota, Sordariomycetes, Diaporthales, Diaporthaceae. The transcript is spliced from 2 exons. Bases 1 to 537 code for a protein of 178 amino acids. The record is from RefSeq and is a predicted model, not a curated record.